This is a messenger RNA of Closterium sp. Yama58-4, 1425 nucleotides long. NCBI's taxonomy places the organism in Eukaryota, Viridiplantae, Streptophyta, Zygnematophyceae, Desmidiales, Closteriaceae. The record is from the annotation of a GenBank genome assembly.
AUGGCGGCGUUGCAAGAGGUCGUAGUGGCGGCGGCGUCGGUAGAUUCGCCCGUGUGCGUCUGGGACCUCACCACCGGGUCGCUCCUCGCGUCGCUAGUGUCGUCCUCGUCGCAGCGGCGCGGGCUGUGCGCAAUGGGACGCGACCACGUGGCGGUGUCGCAGCUGACGCGCGGCGAGUCCAAGGCGGGCGCCGUGAACGUGUGGUCGUGGAGGAAGUCCGCGGUGGCGGUGCGCAGCCCGACGACGGAGGCCAUAGGACCGCUGGCGGCGACCGCGGACGGGGUGUACCUUUGCGGCGGCGGCGUGUCGGGGCGCGUUUACGUGUGGGAGGCGGCGACCGGGCGGCUGCUGCGCGUGUGGGCGGCGCACUACCGCGCGGUGACGUGUCUUGCGCUGUCGGACGACGACGCGCUGCUGGUGUCGGCGGGGGAGGACAGCAUCAUCCACGUCACACCCCUCGUGCGAAUCUCCCCGCGCGCUUGCUCUUCUCAUGGUCGAACGACACCUAAGCCUUCCGCUCAUCUCGCCCUGUGCUUCUCCUUCUCAUCUUCUCCCUCUGUAUCUCUUCAAUGCUCGCCCGCGAUCCCCCUCUCCCGUCAGGCCAUCACGUCGCUGUGGAUGGCAGCGGGCGGAGUCAACUCCGUGCUCGUCUCGUCCUCCUCUGACCACUCCUGCAAGAUCUGGAGUCUAGCAAUGGGGGCGCUGCUGCGGUCGUACGUGUUUCCGGUGGCCGUGACAGCAGCAGCCAUGGACCCGGGCGAGUACACGCUGUAUGCGGGGGGAGCGGAUGGCAACAUCUACCUCACGGCACUCAACUUCACGGCCGUCAGCAGCAGCGCCAUGGACCCCAUGACGCAUGAUGAUGCCCUCAUCGGCCACAGCUCGCUACACAUGCUCGCUCGCCCUCUCCCCUUCUGCAUCUCUCCUUACUCUCCGCCCUUUCCUUUCCCCCCCAACAGUCACAGCAUCACGGCACUGGACUGCUCCGCACCUUCACCAACUGCAAAGGUGCGCCUGUUCUCCCUCCCUCCCUCCUCCCUCGCUCCCUUCCUCACUCCCGUCCUGCCCGCCCACCCGCCAUCCCCUCCCCUUACACUCCUUCGCCCAUCCCCUCCCCUUACACUCCUUCGCCCAUCCCCUCCCCUUACACUCCUUCGCCCAUCCCCUCCCCUUACACUCCUUCGCCCAUCCCCUCCCCUUACACUCCUUCGCCCAUCCCCUCCCCUUACACUCCUUCGCCCAUCCCCUCCCCUUACACUCCUUCGCCCAUCCCCUCCCCUUACACUCCUUCGCCCAUCCCCUCCCCGUCCCAUCCCCUCUCCCCUCCUCCCCCCUCCCUCCUUUCCACAUCCACCCUCUCCCCCAACCCCCCACCCCCUCCCCCCCCCCGCCAGGCCCAGUCUCCUGCCUCUUGGUCCUCCUUAA